Molecule: messenger RNA, 3372 nt
Organism: Mycotypha africana
Lineage: Eukaryota; Fungi; Mucoromycota; Mucoromycetes; Mucorales; Mycotyphaceae
Product: fungal-specific transcription factor domain-containing protein
Exons: 6
Coding region: 389-3133 (914 amino acids)
Biological process (GO): regulation of DNA-templated transcription; DNA-templated transcription
Cellular component (GO): nucleus
Molecular function (GO): zinc ion binding; DNA binding; DNA-binding transcription factor activity, RNA polymerase II-specific
Source: RefSeq, a predicted model, not a curated record
GUUGUGUGUUGCCUCCUUUUUGUUCACUUUUUCUUUCAGCUUCAUCCCAACUAUAUACCCUUCUUUUCAUACCAGUACUUACGCAACCAAAAGUACAUACAAAAAACUUUAAAUUUUACAUUACUUGGCUCCCGUCAGUAUUGUUAAACGUAUAUUUUAGUGGAAUUCUUGUAUAUCUGUAACUUAUUUAUGUAUCAUUAGCUAUCCUUUUCAUUUUUUAUCACAUUGUCGUUUUCGAUACAGCCAAUAAGCCUAAAAAAAAAAAAUUAUCAGUCCCAAAAAAAGCAAUUGAGCCGCAGAAAAUAUAAAUCUACCAAGAAAUACGAACAAACGCAGUAGAAAAUUAGGUCACCAGUAUAUCGUGAACAAAAGGGAAAACAAUGCUAGAAUGGAAGACUCAGUACCAUCCACACCAGAAUUAUCGGAACGUAAGAGCCGACUAUCUUCUAACAGUGGAGUCAAAAGAAACAAAGUAAGUCGUGCAUGUGAUGAAUGUCGCAAAAGAAAGGUACGUUGUGAUGGUGCACAACCUUGUUCAAGAUGCCAAAAAUCUUCAACAGAAUGUAUAUUCUCAAACGUGACACCCAAAAGAGGACCUCCCAAGAAAUACCUCGAACCAUUUGAAACAAGAUUGAAAACCAUCGACAGCGUAUUACAAGUGUUGGAGUCAUCAUAUCAGCAUCCAUUAAAUAAAACUUUGUCAGACUAUUCAGCUGAAGGUAUGACAGAAAAUAUAGAUAGGAACAGUAGCAGUAACAGUAAUCCAACCAUUGAAACUGUUGACAUACUGGAUGUGACAGCCAUUGGUCAUUCUUUGUAUACACCUGAUCUUCCAGCUCGUAUAGAUCGAAUCGAACCUAUUUACAAAAACUCAAAUCUCAAUUCGGAACCACCGCCGCCUUCAAUGGAUCCAACAGUUUCGAACGCAUUACGAGUAGACUUGAUCCAGGCUUAUUUCGAGCAUAUACAUCCUUCUAUUCCUUUCGUGAAUCGAACACUUUUCAACCGAUACCAACAGCCUUCUCUGUUGUUGAAUGCCAUGUACGCAGUAGCGUCAAAAUUCACUCCAUCCCUUCAACAGCAUCAGCAGCCAACUGUUGCUGACAAAGACCCACCAGGCUGGUCAUUUUACAAAACGGCUCUCAGCCUCAUCGACUUAUACGCAGAUGUACCACGACUAUCCACCAUCCAAGCAUUCCUUUUGCUUGUCAAAUAUCAAGAAUACCUUCACCGCCCAGGAUUUUUCUGGAGAACAAAACUUUUUUUGCGGCUGGCUAUCAAAAUGUCAAAUGAUCUUGGUCUCCCCAAGGAGGCACCUCGAGAGACACAACCUACCGCAGGAGAUCAGGAAUUAGAAACUCGAAGGAGAACAUUCUGGGCCGUGUAUGCCUAUGAUGUAUUGAUGAGUGCUGAGCUUGGGUUACAAAUGAAGUUUUCGGAAGAACAGUGCACUGUGAAUCUCCCAAGUCCAUUUUCUGACGACUCUAAUGCUGAUGUCGAUAUAACCAAUAAGUUUUAUUUACUUUCAAAAACGGUACAGACAAUGGCGAUUGUGUUGCGGUUUAUGCGCUCUAAAUACAACAAUGACAGCAGACAUGACGAAGAAAUGCAAAGGAAAUUCACUAUCAUAGAAAGCACUCUCUCGGAAUUGGGAGCUAGUAUACCAUCAAUAGAUGAAAAUGACCUACAAUUGUCUUUCAUUCAUUUAAUAUACCAUUUAACCAUUAUUCUCUUGUACAGAACUUACGCCCUGAAUGAUGACGUUCAAAAGCAGCUCUGUGAGCCGUACAUGUCUCAUUGUGUCUCCUCUUCCUUUUACAUUGCAAAUAUGGUAGACCGUCUAGUGAAAACUGUUGGGAUCGCUUCCUUUUACAAAGUCAUACGAGGCCACCAGCAGAUUAUUUAUUGCUUAUCUGCAGCUAUAACUAUUCAGCGUGCAUUGGUGACUACAACAACCAGCUACCAAAGUUUUUCGGCAGAGUUUAUACAAGAGAUGUAUCGAAAAACCUCCUCUUUGAUACAGUUAUUGAUAAAGAACUCACCUUCAACGGAGGUGGAAAGCUCAACAACUACUCACCAGCCAUCGAUGACUCUGAACAGUCAGUACCGAUCUGAUAUACAUCUCAACUCGCCGUCGAAUACCUCGUCCACACGUUCCUCACCAUUGAUCAUGGCGUCGGCGCUCAACUCACCACACAGUCCCAAUAUUCCGGCACCUUCCAUCAGGAAAAGACAUUCGCGCUCUUCUUUACAUUUUCCCUCCACAUCAUCGGAUAUGUCCUAUUUGGUGCAGUCCAGUGCUUCUUUCAGUGCUGAAGCAUCACCCACCAUAGGAGUCGUAGGGACGGUGAAUCAGCAAAGAUCUACAAACAGGACACUCUAUGCCAAUAAUCGCCUUUCAGCACCUUCAUUAGGGUCCCUUUAUCAACAAUCACCGUACUUUUACCAGCAGCAAAUGCAGCAGCAGCAGCAGCAGCAACAACAGACGCAGCAAAUGCAGCAACAAGUGCAACAACGGCAGAUGACAAGCUACUCUCAACCGAGUUCUCCUACUGCUACUCCAAGCAAUGGCAGUAAUACCGGUAACAAAGCGAGCAAUAGGAAUUCAUGGACGGCUGCUCCUCGACGUACAACAUCGCUUUCCCGGAAAAGGGCUGGAAGUUUGAGGCGAAGUGCUUCUUCCAUUGGAGAAUUCAUCGUUCCUUCACAGCAAAGAUCCAUCAAUCGAAACAGUGCGCCUGGUCAACCGUACACAAACUUACGCAAACUCACAUUGACAAGUAAUACACCGCCUGAUCUUUUUGAUCUAUUUCCAAAUGCUGCUGCUGCUGCUGCUCCCUCUCCAAAUAAUAACGCUAUUCCUCCUUCGAACACAAUUCAACAACAACAACAACAACAACAACAACAACACCAUACGCUUGCUCCGUCCAUUCCACCUUCUACAGCUCCAUCGUCACCGUCGCCCAACACUCAAUAUCCAGUGAUGAUGAUCGAUUCCUCUUCUUUUCCUAUGGACCCUGCUAUACCUGACUCGCCUAAUGAAUCAAUGAUGGGGCUUUUAAUGACUCCUUGGGAGUUUUCAUCACUUCCGGAUUCACAAACGCAACAACGACAUCAUCAGCAGCAACAUUAGCCAUAAAAUCGGAGGGCAUUUUACUCUCAUUCUAUUUUGAUUUGUCAUGCAUACCUUUAUAUAUGAAAUUAUCUCUCGCAUCUCUUUGUAUAGUUAAAAAGAACCCCUUGUUGUAUCUAAAUUUAAUUUAUAGGAAUAAAAUUAUGAGUAUCAAGUAAGACUAAUAUAAAACAAAUAUCAUAGACGCCCUUUUGUCUCCUUCAUUCUUUUCGAUACAUAAAAAAGAUGCAGAUCGCUUC